CCUCGCCGUUGCCAAUUGUUCGUCACACUCUCCAUCCACUCAAUGGAAAGCCGGAGUGUCAGACUGAGAAGACAUAUUGAGCUAUUCUACUAACCUUCAGUGCACGUUUCGAGCGUUUCCAGCUCUGUUGUGUCGCGCCAACGCUGCAGGUGUGAGUCACUGCCAGAAUGGGACGUACCAAGCAAGAUGCCUCAAUUGGCAUCAUCGGAAUGGGCGAUAUGGGCAAGAUGUAUGCCCAGCGCUUGAGUGAUGCAGGAUGGAGGUAAAUCCCCACCCUUUUCUCUCACCCGCCGUCUUGCUGCCACGGCGGGUGACCAGCUUGAAUGAUCUUUCCAUUAUGGGAAUUUUUGGUUCCUGCCUCUGCAGAUCUUGUGAUGCGACUCGAGGAGUACUUUUUGACUAACAUAAAAUACUAUUAUCUCUUUCAAAGAAUCAAUGCAUGUGACAGACCUGAGAAUUAUGAAUCUCUGCAACAAGAGUUCGCUUCUCAACCCUUGGUUACCAUCUUCCCGAAUGGCCAUCUCGUUUCCAGAAUUAGCGACUUUAUUCUUUACAGUGUAGAGGCCGGCGUCAUCGACCGAGUCGUUGCACAGUACGGGCCAUCUACUAAACAGGGUGCUAUCGUUGGUGGUCAGACCUCCUGCAAGGCGCCUGAGCUUGCAGCGUUCGAAAAGCACUUGCCUGCAGAUGUAGAGAUCGUAUCUUGCCAUUCGCUGCAUGGGCCCAAGGUGAAUCCCAAGGGCCAGCCAUUGGUAUUAAUUCAACACCGGGCGUCUGACGAAAGCCUCCAAUUCGUCGACGACAUUCUCUCCUCGUUCGGAUCCAAACAUGUCUAUCUCACCGGCGAGCUGCACGAUCGUAUCACUGCCGACACCCAAGCCGUUACCCACGCUGCCUUCUUGAGCAUGGGAACCGCAUGGCAAGCCAACAACCAAUUCCCUUGGGAAAUUUCGCGAUGGGUUGGUGGUAUCGAGAACGUCAAGAUUAAUAUCACUCUCCGCAUCUACUCAAACAAAUGGCACGUCUAUGCCGGUCUCGCUAUUCUCAACCCGGCCGCCAAACAGCAGAUUCGCCAGUAUGCCGAUUCCGUGACCGAACUAUACAAGCUCAUGAUUGGGGGACACCGGGAAGAGCUUAAGCGCCGAGUGAAGGCUGCCGGUGCAUCGGUGUUCAAGGAGGGCACGGAAGCACAAGAUCUGCUGUUGAGUGAUGAGGUUCUAGAUCGCUUCUCGCUUUCCAACCAGACUCGGGAGAAGUCGCCCCCAAACAGCCAUCUGAGUCUGCUUGCCAUUGUUGACUGCUGGUCGAAACUUGACAUUGUUCCCUAUGACCAUAUGAUUUGCUCCACGCCGCUCUUCCGUUUAUGGCUGGGUGUGACUGAAUACCUGUUUCGCAACCCUGAACUCCUGGACGAAGCCCUAGAUACAGCCAUUGAUGAUAAUACUUUCCGCUCCGACGACUUGGAGUUCACAUUUGCUGCACGGGCAUGGUCUGAUUGCGUCUCCUUUGGAGACUUCGAGUCCUACCGGGACCGCUUCGAGCGGAUUGCACAGUACUUCGCUCCCCAAUUCCCCGAAGCUGCCAAGCUUGGAAACGAGAUGAUGAAGACGAUAUUGGAGAAGACUGAGAACAAAUCUUAAUUUCGUGGCGAUGUAAUAUAGCACUAGGGACAUACGGGGAUCUUAUGCCAGUGUAUGAUAGAAGCCAGUUGGCUUCGAUUUAGCAUUAUGACAACGUAAUACUUUCUUAAUGCAACUGUCUCGAAUUA
Molecule: messenger RNA, 1768 nt
Organism: Penicillium brasilianum
Lineage: Eukaryota; Fungi; Ascomycota; Eurotiomycetes; Eurotiales; Aspergillaceae
Source: the annotation of a GenBank genome assembly